GAACAGCGGCGAGAGUAGAUCAUGAUCACGUUAACGCGAAGCAACCUCUCAUUCCAUCCGAUCCACUCUUGAUCGCGGCGCUUGCGGCUGGCUUGUACCCCAAUUUGGCGGCUCGACGUAGUGGACGCAGGACUCGUGAUGUUGAGGUAUGUGAGGGCAACGCAUCAGCCAUGCCACAAAGCGCCUCCUGCGUCGCCAAUCUUCCCGCACACCUUAUUACGGCUAACAGAAAAUUCAUCUUCACAUAUCAGGAAGAGAAAAUUCUCCUCAAUAUCAACAUUGUAAGGCUAACAAAAAAUUAUCUUCAUUGCCUUCCUAGAUUCCUUCCUUCCUGGAUUUCGAGGCUUGAGCCUCGGAGAUGAACUACUGUGAGCUCUAAUCUGAGCGUUCGAGAUGAGUUCCUCGUAUUCGAGUCUUUCUGUGACACUGAGGGUCCAGCCUUCAUAGAUGAGACUAACUAUCACCCGAGUCCGAUCUCAAUAAAGGGCAUAACUCAGGUUGGCGGUGCAGCUUUAGCGCUCCUUGCCGCAGUGGCCGGUGGUGAUGGUUGUACUGAUUCUGCGUUCUCAAAUACUAACAUUAAACAUGCUCCUAGCGACGCUGAAGGUUCUUCUUGCGGUACGUCGACCUGGUCGAAAUAUGGAGGAAAGAAAGGUGCCUCGUCCAAAUGUGGAGGAAAGAACCAUAAAGCGGCUGCUAUGUACUAUUUAAGGCUCAACAGUUACCCUAAUCCAAAUCCAUGCAUGAUCUGUAGAAGCAUGUCCGUCGGAGACGUUCUCAAGGGGUGCUAGAACGUCUCAGGGAGACGGUCUUCAAGAUGGAUCAGGCUGCAAGAUUCUAAACUAAACAGCGCCCUUUUUCCAUCCGACGUACGUGCGAUUUCGAAGUUUCAUGGAGAUAAGUGCGGAAAAGGAACACAUUUGUGAGACUGGCGGUUUUGUGUGUGGCAACGAAGCUCGUGUGAUGGAAGGUGCCUCCCCCGGCUCGGUCACGGCUCCUGGCCAUGCUUGUGGCUUUGACUACGACUGGGGGAUCAUGCACCUCAAUGGCGGCUACCUACAGCUCUUUUUCGAUUCUUCGCAUGCCUUGAAAGCCAUUGGCCAGAUACGGAAAGGUUUGCGACUGAUUUUCCAAAAAUUUUCAAAAAUGCUUUUGCCAGAGGUAUCUUUUCUUUGCAAGAGGUCCAAGAGUGCGUCUGCGUCUUUGCGGCCACCUGAAUUUGCCUUACAGGAAGUGGAUUUCCUUCAGAAGCUAGGGACACUUCUGUACCUACUUAUAAUGGACGAUACGCAAAAGCAAAAAGAUUACUUGGGCCUCGAGCCGGGCUGCGUUGUCGGCAUCAUACCUGCCGAAACGUUGGAUGGAGGGAGGUUUUCUUCGAAUAUUAACUCUUCUUAUGCUGCUGGUGCACCAUCACGACCGGAUCACGAAGCAAACGAACCUGUAGUUUCUGGCAAUUUACUAGCGCAAAAUCACUUCGGAGAAGCCCUGUUGAGCAGGGAAAGCUAUAAUUACAAACUAUUCAGCAACGAUCAGGAUGCGGACUGCGCUCAUCAGAGUGAGAGUGCUGUGUUUGGCAAAGGAGGCGGCAAAAAUGGUACAGGAAAAGGUCGUGGCAAGAAAGCAGAUUCUCAAAAAGGUUUUUGCGGAAAGCAACAAAAAGGUUAUGAUCCUUCGUCGAAGCAGCAUUCGAAUUCUUCGAAGCACUACAACCGAUCAUGGAAAGGCCUUUCCAACAAGAAUUACAAGGGUAAUUACAAGGGUUACUAUUCCACGGAUAAGACGAUCUUUGACGACGAUCCCUAUUGGUUCUAUGCGACUGAGGAUGCCCAUGCCACUGAUGUGCCGCAGUGUGAUGGCAAUCAUGGUGUUGCAGGUACUAAAGGACACCAGGAGUAUGAAAUUACCAAUGGUACUAGAGAAACAACGUCAACUUCUCGUGUUGCAGAAGAUAAAGGACAGCGCCAUUACAUUUACAAGGGUAGUGGACGUCGUGAAGAAGAAAGUCGUAUGGUAGACACGAUUGAGAUAUCCGACGAUUCAGAGGAUGAUGAUGGCCUUCUUUCAGAUUAUAAUGCGCCUGGCGUGCUAGAAGUCUCGUCUUCUAGGCCAUCGAAAAUGAGAAAAGUUGACACGACGGCUUCGCCCUUCAUCGGCGUUGGAACCAUGAACAGUUCAGAAGAGUUCAACUUUGAAGAGUUUGACUGCUCCCACGAGUUUGAUUGCUCUGGUAGCGGAGACUUUGAUGACUCUACACGCGGCAACUUUAUGAACCCGUUUACAACUGGUAAUCCAGACUUUCAGCUACUCCAACAGGCGCGAAGUGCUGACCCUCCUCAACACGAAACUCCUAAUGAGCCUAAUUCUAAGACUAUGGGAAACUCCUACUGAGCCUAGUACAGACACAGACAGAACAGAAGGUUGGUAAUGCUACGAAGU
Amoebophrya sp. A25 is the source of this 2439-nucleotide messenger RNA. Lineage: Eukaryota; Dinophyceae; Syndiniales; Amoebophryaceae. The record is from the annotation of a GenBank genome assembly.